Messenger RNA from Parascedosporium putredinis, 1473 nucleotides. The record is from the annotation of a GenBank genome assembly. NCBI's taxonomy places the organism in Eukaryota, Fungi, Ascomycota, Sordariomycetes, Microascales, Microascaceae.
AUGUCGACCACGCUUCGGCGUCGGGGUGGCGCAUCCACUCUCUCCGCGACGAUACAAGAGGCAGACAGUGAGUCCGAUUUGACGAUAUUAGAGGGCGAUGAGAAGCAGCCGGCCGUCGAGAUCCAUGCCGAAAAGGGAGAGCGCGACAUGUUCGACAGCUCUGAAGCCUUUGCGGUUGGCUUGAAGGCCCAAUCCGAAGGCCUCCAUGCGCACCACCCUAUGAUCAUGAUUCCUGGCGUUAUCUCGACGGGUCUGGAGUCCUGGGGCACGGCCAACAUUUCACGAUCUUACUUCCGCAAGCGACUCUGGGCCGCCUAUGACUGGCGGCUCUCCUACCCCAACCUUGAGGUUCGAGAUAGGUACUUCACCAAACUGAAGUCAUACCUCGAGAUCUCGUUGGAAACUUCGGGAACCAAGGCCGUGCUGGUGUCUCAUAGCAUGGGCAGCCAGGUCCUCUUUUACUUUUUCCACUGGGUGGCCUCAGAGUCUGGGGGCCAAGGAGGCGACGAUUGGGUGGAAAGGCACGUGGAUUCCUGGAUCAACAUCAGUGGAUGCAUGCUCGGUGCGGUAAAGGGUGUCACGGCUAUUCUCUCGGGUGAGAUGCGGGACACGGCACAACUCAACGCCUUCGCCGUGUACGGGCUAGAAAAGUUCCUGAGCAGGGAGGAGAGGGCAGAGCUCUUCCGCGCGAUGCCGGGAAUCUCCUCCAUGCUGCCCAUGGGAGGCAAUGCUGUGUGGGGUGAUGCGUCGGGCGCUCCCGAUGACCAGCAUGGCCAAAAACUUUCAUACGGGUCGUUCUUGAACUUCCGGGUCGAGCCCAACGCGACGACCCCAUCCCGCAACAUGACGGUGAACGAAGCGAUGGACUAUCUCUCGGAAACAACGGACCCGUGGUACCGAGACAUGAUCAAGCGUUCGUACUCGAACGGAAUUGCCCAUAAUAAAGCGGAAGUGGACGCCAACGAGAAAGACCCUAGGAAAUGGGUGAACCCCCUCGAGACAAGGUUACCUUUAGCGCCCAACCUCAAGAUUUACUGCUUCUACGGUGUCGGUAAACCGACGGAAAGAGGAUACUAUUACCGUGGCCCUGAGAAGCCAGGCCACUCGCGACUCAACAUCACCAUCGAUACUGCCCUAACCGCGGAGGGCGUUGACCACGGUGUUAUCAUGGGCGAAGGUGACGGCACGGUCAAUCUACUGAGCACCGGAUACAUGUGCAACCGCGGUUGGCGCAUGAAGCGCUACAAUCCCGCAGGGGCAAAGAUUACCGUGGUAGAAAUGCCCCACGAGCCGGAGCGAUUUAACCCCCGAGGCGGCCCGAAAACGGCCGACCAUGUGGAUAUUCUCGGCCGACAGACUUUGAAUGAACUCAUCAUCAAGGUCGCUGCCGGUCAGGGCCAUACGAUUGAGGAUUAUGUGGUCAGCAACAUUCUAGAAUAUGCCGAUAAAGUUCAAGUUGGCGACGCUGAGUGA